AUGGCAUCUCUACACCCCUUCGACCCCAUCACCCCGGGGGAAAUCAACCUCGCGACCAAAAUCCUCCAUGGCGCAUUCCCGGGGGUCAGCUUACGGUACAAGAAGAUUGACCUGCAAGAACCCAUCAAGGCUGAGGUCAUCCCGUACAUCGAGGCUGAGCGUCUUGGAAAGCCAUUGCCUCGCAAGCCGACCCGGCUACUGCAGGCCCUCUUCCACAGACUGGACACGGGUGCAUUCUUCAAGGCUUUGCUCAAUGCUGAUGCCAAGAACAUUGUCUACGCAAAGGAGCUGCCGAAGGAGAUUCAGGGUCCUGUCGAUGUCGACGAGAUGAUUGCCAUCGAGCAGCUCUGUCUCUCGCACCCGGUUGUCCAGGCCGAGAUCGCCAAAUUGCAGCUCCCUGCUGGUGUCACAGUGUGUAACGACCCCUGGAUCUAUGGCACCGACGACAGCAAGGAAUCCCGCCGUCUGUUCCAGUGCUACAUGUACAUCGUCGGCACUGACCACCCGCAAAACAACCACUACUCGACCCCCUGCAAGUUCUCCCCCGUGUUCGACGCUCUCACCCACGAGCUCGUCCGCAUGGAUUACCUCCCCACUGGGCGUGACAGUGCCACGACAGACACCCAGCCGUGGAAGCCUGUCGAGACCGUCCAGUACGCGCACGAUCUUCUACCGGAGGCUCUCCGCUCAGAUCUGAAGCCGUACAUUGUCCAGCAACCACAGGGCCCGUCAUUCACAGCAAAUGGAAACGAGGUGACCUGGCAGAAGUGGCGGUUCCGGAUUGGAUUCAACAGCAGAGAGGGAAUGGUCAUCCAUAACCUCACCUACGACAACAGGAGCGUGUUCUACCGACUGUCCAUGUCUGAAAUGACCGUUCCGUACGGAGAUCCCCGCGCCCCCUUCCACCGCAAACAAGCAUUUGAUGUCGGCGACGUCGGCUUCGGUAUCACCGCCAACCAACUCUCCCUAGGCUGCGACUGCCUAGGCCAUAUCAAAUACUUCGACGGCUACCGCUGCGACAGCAAGGGAACGCCCAUUCAACUCCAAAACGUAAUCUGCCUGCACGAGCAAGACGCAGGCCUACAACACAAACACACAAACUACCGCUCCGGCGCCGCAACGGUCGUCCGAAACCGCCAGCUCGUGGCGCAGAUGAUAUGCACCGUCGCGAACUACGAGUACAUCUUCGCGUUCGUCUUCGACCAGGCGGCGAAUAUCGAGCUUGAAGUCCGCGCUACUGGUAUUCUUAGCACUGUCCCCUUCGACAACGAAGUGCCUGGCACUACCGUACCCUGGGGCACGAAUGUCGCACCUGGUGUUAUGGCGCCGUACCACCAGCACUUAUUCUCCUUCCGUAUGGACCCGGCGAUCGACGGGUACAAGAACACGGUUAUAUACCAGGACUCUGUGCCCAUGGUUGAAGACGCCCAGACGAACCCGUAUCUGGUCGGGUACACGACAGACGAAACGGUCAUGAAGAAGAGCGGCACCGCCGACACAGCCGUGGACAAGAACCGCGUGUUCAAGAUCCGUAACGACAGCAAGAUCAACGAGAUCACGUACAAACCGCUGGCAUAUAAACUGAUGGCAGCGCCAGCACAGAUGAUGCUCGCAUCUCCACGCUCCUUCGGACAGAAGAGAGCCAUGUUCGGCACCAAGCCGAUCUGGGUGACGAAGUACCGCGACGACGAGCUAUUCGCGGCCGGCGAGUUCACGAACCAGAGUAAAAGGAGCGAGGGCGUUGAUACGUGGGCGGCUCGGAACGAGAAUGUCGAGGAUGAGGAUUUGGUUCUUUGGCAUACAUUCGGCCUCACACAUAACCCGCGUAUUGAGGAUUUCCCGGUUAUGCCUAUGGAGCGGGUCAGCGUGAUGCUGAAGCCGGAUGGGUUCUUCACGAAGAACCCUGCGCUGGAUGUGCCGCCGUCGACGCAGGCGUUCAACAAGUCGACGCUGCAUCCGGAGGCCUCGUCGUGCUGCUCUGGGACUAAGCUUUGA
Messenger RNA from Aspergillus puulaauensis, 1995 nucleotides. RefSeq names its product copper amine oxidase. Gene Ontology annotation, biological process: amine metabolic process. The transcript has 3 exons. Gene Ontology annotation, molecular function: primary methylamine oxidase activity; copper ion binding; quinone binding. Bases 1 to 1995 code for a protein of 664 amino acids. Lineage: Eukaryota; Fungi; Ascomycota; Eurotiomycetes; Eurotiales; Aspergillaceae. The record is from RefSeq and is a predicted model, not a curated record.